This is a messenger RNA of Truncatella angustata, 2487 nucleotides long. RefSeq lists its product as uncharacterized. The record is from RefSeq and is a predicted model, not a curated record. Gene Ontology annotation, biological process: regulation of DNA-templated transcription. Lineage: Eukaryota; Fungi; Ascomycota; Sordariomycetes; Amphisphaeriales; Sporocadaceae. The coding region runs from base 1 to 2487 and encodes 828 amino acids. Gene Ontology annotation, cellular component: RSF complex. The transcript is spliced from 3 exons.
AUGCCGGCCACCAGAAAGCGCUCGAGGCGCCAUCUUGAACCCGAGACUGACCAGGUCGCCUCUGCACCAGAGUCUCCCAAGGAAAUCCCACUAUUGCAACGCAUCAGAAAUACCUGGCAGUUUUCCAAUCUGUUUCAAUGGAUCUUCUUGUUCGGAAAGGUCGUCAAGAUUGAUGAGAGUAUCGACAUGGAUGUCCUUGAAACCGAGUGCUUGAAACCUCACUCCACUCUGCUCCUCGAUAUAGGUCUUGCCUUGCUCAAGUUUGUAUCUUCGCAUCGUGGCCUGACACCAGAACUCUUCGACGAGUACACCCGCCGCCAAUAUGUUGCCAAGAAGCCUGACCACAACCCCUUCGGCACUGAUCAAGACCCUGCCAGGUUUCACGACUUUGAUGUCUUCACAAAGCUCCGAGUACUCCAGCAGUUGACCCAAUGGGUAAUGCUGCACCCCGAACGCAUCCGAGACAAGAUGGAUGAGCAGACGCUGUCCGAUCAGACCGACUGGAGGAUAGAACCCUAUGGCUGGGACAGCGAAGACCGCGAGUACUUUCUCCUUGAUGAUGAUCGCUUGUAUCGUCGGACUGACCCUCCCCCAACCAUCCCCACCUGGAAACCUAAGAAGAAUAGCAAGAAGGCGAAAGCUGCUGCCAGAGCCGCCAAGCGACGUCGCGUUUCCAGGUCCACCGCUGCCGACGCUGAUGCCGAAGAUGCCGAGGAUGGCCCUGCCUCCGAUGUGGAAGAGGUUUCUGCUGUUGAAGAUGAACAAGACGACGGCUUCGGAGGAGCAAAGUGGGAGUGUAUUGCCGUCUCCCUAGACCAAGUCCGCGCCUUUCUUAACACGAUCCGCAAGACUCGUGAUGAAAACGAGAAGAUAUUGAGAGACCGCAUCGAGGACGGUCUCGUCCCGAUCCUAGAAAAACACGAAGAGUCGCGCAAGAGAAAGCUUUUGGCAAGAGAGAGAGAACUUCUCAGCCUCGAGAAGAUGGCCCAUGCAAAGAGAUCCAGUCGCCUGGCGGGUAGGGCAGAACGCCAAAAGCAUGAUGAAGAAGAGCGUCAAGAGGAAGAGAGACGCCGCCAAGAAGAAGCAGCCUCCCGUAAAGAGGAGCAACUACGCAUCAAGCGGGAAAAGGAGCGCGACAACAGAAUGAUGUCCCGUGAGAACCGUCUCAAAGAACGAGAAGUACGGCGACUGAAGCAUCAAGAGGAACUGGCUCAGCUCUCCGAAGAUGGCAGGAAUAUCGACUCCGACAGUGCCAACAGGCUUUCGGGACGUCGACUAGAAGCCGAGAUUGCCAGGAAUAAACAAGCCCUUGAGGAGCUCGAAGACGAGGAGGACGACUGGAUCUUCGAUUGUAUUUGCGGAGUUUAUGGACAAGUAGAUGACGGGACACACAGCAUUGCUUGCGAGAAAUGCAACGUCUGGCAGCAUAGUAAAUGCGCCAGCGUUAGUGAAAAAGAGGCUGAGCGAGAUGAUUUCCAUUUCAUUUGCAAUACCUGCAAGCGAAGAGAAGCGAAUCCUAAGCAUACCACCAUCAAGCUCAAGGUUAAGGGCCUAGCUGAUGUUCCGUCGUCUCCCACAGAAAAGUCAUCCGAGGAACGGCCUGCUUCAAAACGAUCGAACCAAGGCGUUGCCAUUCCCUCGGAACAGACUGCGCGGCCCAACUUGUCACCGUAUACAAACGGCACUGCGUCACGAUCUCAGUCCUUGCAGCAGUCUCGCCUGCAACACAGCUCUCCCCAGGCAUCAACCAAAACCAAGAUUCCUAUCAAACCUAUGAGCCAUACUCCAAUCCUCCCUCCGCCGUCGCCCUUCUACAACACUGAUGGAUCAAAUCCCUUCUCGUCGCCACACCCAACAUUAUCACCGCCGCAACAAUCACCAAACAAAUCACGGGCAUAUUCUACCAUUAACCAAUCGUCCCCACCGGCUGCAUCCAAGUCACUAGGCACAAGCAAGAUCCUGCCUCCGAAGGGUGUAUUUCACAUUUCUCCGAAGGCCAAUGGAACUAUGCCGGCCCAAAAGGGAUCUUCCGAGGGUCUGCCUCCGAAAACUAGUGAAACACCAGUGCCGGUGCCUGCAGUGCCCACGUCUCCACUAAAGCAACCUUUCCAGGACGCAGGUAACAGACUUUCAGGACUAUCACCGCCCCCAGCACCUUUUGCAGCUGCGCGUCGUGCAUCCAACAGCAGCGCUGCUCCCUCACUUCUUUCGACUCCACAACUCAAGCACGGUCAGCCCGCGCCCGCAUUAGAUGUCAAGACACCGACUCUUCCGCCCUACCAGAAUGGCAUCUCACCUCUGAAACGGUCACCUCCACAUGGUCAGCAAUCGGCUAACGGAGCGCGAUCUUCACCCGCUCCGCCGAUUCUCCCCCCUGUUGCACUCUCCCCGACACCAUCAAAGCAGAUCAUGACACCGCCGGUCAAACAUGUUGAGCCUUUGCGGUCUGCAUCACAACGGUCUACUAGCGGCAGUGAAGCGGCAUGA